Molecule: messenger RNA, 2421 nt
Organism: Hylaeus volcanicus
Lineage: Eukaryota; Metazoa; Arthropoda; Insecta; Hymenoptera; Colletidae
Exons: 6
Coding region: 39-707 (222 amino acids)
Biological process (GO): phosphatidylinositol biosynthetic process
Cellular component (GO): Golgi apparatus; membrane
Molecular function (GO): CDP-diacylglycerol-inositol 3-phosphatidyltransferase activity
Source: RefSeq, a predicted model, not a curated record
CUUUAGAGAAACACAACUCAUGGAAACUGUGUUAUAAAAUGGUUUUCGAUUCAUCCCCAUCUAAAAGUUUCAUUGAAACACAGAAAAAAUUAAGAAAAAAGAAUGUUUUUCUCUAUUAUCCAAAUAUCUUAGGUUAUAUUCGUAUUGUUUUAGUGUUUAUUGCGCUAUAUUCGGCGUUUCGAUCAUGGAAAACUUUAUGCAUUUGUUAUACUAUAAGUCAAUUAUUGGAUGCAGCUGAUGGAGUUCUCGCACGUUAUUUUUCUCAAGCGACUGUCUUUGGAUCCGUUUUAGAUCAGGUCACCGAUCGUUUGUCAACGGUGACUAUUCUUUUACUCGAUUCCAUCGUUCAUCCUGAGUAUUACUUUUGGUUCUGUUUGGUUCUAAUUUUGGAUUUAAGUGGUCAUUGGGUUCACACCUUUGCUUCUAUUUGUGCUGGUUCAAAAUCACAUAAAAAUAUACCGACAACUUGGCCGUUUUUAAAAUUAUACUACGAAAGAAAAGUUUUUAUGUUUCUUUGUCAUUCCGGAAACGAGUUUGUUUGGAUAACAAUCUUUCUGUUGACUCAACUUCAUCCUCAUCAUAGUUUAGUUCCAUUACUAUAUACUAUUUUAAUUCCGUCUAUAAUUUUGUGUCUUUUUAAAAAUGUAACAAACGUAGCUCAACUCAUUUAUGGCGCUCAAGUGUUAGGAGCUGUUGACUUAUCUUAGCCCAUACUAAUUUCUGUAUGUUGGUUGGCUAGUGAUUCAACUCAAUCAGUAUUUGCAAACUUUAAAAAGAUAUAUCUCUGAUGAAAAGAAUACUGGUGAAAUCAAAUCCUCAUAAUUAUACUGCAGUAAAGCCAGCUCUUUUUUAAAAUAAUAAAAGAAAAAAAUCGAGUAACACUUCUGUUAUUUAACUUCGAAAAAUCUUCAUAUCCUUUUUAGAGAAAAAAAAAAUGUUUCCAAGUUCCAUGGUGAAACGUUAUAUUAUUAUAUGAUCACUAGCAUGUUUCACAGAACAAUUUUUUCUAGCGAACAUUGCUUAAACACUAAAUAUUUUUUAGGAAAUUUUUUUUUUACAGUAUGCUAUUUUGAAAUAUGAUUGUGAUCGUGCUUCAUUUUGCAUAAACUAAGUUUCCUAUUUUUAGAUUGUGUUUAAUAAUUUUUUUAUAAGGAAUUUCAGGAUUUUGAAAAAUAAUAUAAAGCUUCGUAAUAACGAAAACCUUUAAAAUUUUUGGUUAAUAAAAGAAAAAAACAUACAAGAAAAAAAAAAUUAGGUUCAGAGUGUGGUAAAAGGACUAUGAAAUAAUAAUGAAACAAUUGGUGCAGUUACUAAGUUAAUUGAUUGUCUUUAAACACAGCCGUUAGUAUAUCAAUCCUUCUUUUAGAAACAAUGUUUUUCUUCUCAUUAUUUUCUAUAAUUCUUUUAAUUGUAUCUCUUUGCCCAAGCCGUGGUAUUAAUCCUUAUUCAAACCCUAUGAAUAAUUAUUUUUUAUCAGACAGUUCGUCUGCCUCACCUUUUAUGCCACCAUCUUCAAACUUACCUUUUAUGCCACAGUCUUCCAAUUCACCUUUUAUGCCGCCCUCUUCGAAUUCACCCUUUAUGAGGUCCUCUUUAAAUUCACCUUUCAUGCCACAGUCUUCCAAUUCACCUUUUAUGCUGCCCUCUUCGAAUUCACCUUUUAUGAGGUCCUCUUUAAAUUCACCUUUCAUGCCACAGUCUACCAAUUCACCUUUUAUGCUGCCCUCUUCGAAUUCACCUUUUAUGCCCCCCUUUUCAAAUUCACCUUUUAAGCCGCCCUCUUCAAAUUCACCUUUUAUGUCACCACCAUCAAAACACCCCUUUAUACACCUAUCUGCGAAUUCUCCAAUUAUGCAAUCGUCAUCCAGUUUUCCAUUCGUGUACGAAGAUACUGGUGUAGCUGAAGGAUUAAUCAAUUCAGGAAUUGACAAAGAAAGUAAAAGUAUUAUUCCGUUUCCUAAAGCAUUUUGGACUUUCGUUAAAGCUCUUGUGGAGGAUUUAAAUUUAAACGAACCCCAAAUUUUAAUGCGUAUAAAUAAGGCUAAUCAUUGUAUUAAAAUAGAAAAUGAUUUACAUGAAGGAAGAAAAAAGCAUUUGCAGGUAAUGAUUAACAUUUUUUGUGCAAUGCAAUCAAAAAAUACCGGCAAAAAGAAACGUUCCUCACAAAGAAAUAAAAAAAAUAUGAAUAUUGAUAUGUUUGGACCUAUAGGUCGUUCCGUUUCUGUUAUCAUUAAGCCAACGAACGCUUUUUAUGCAGAAUUUAAAUUGACGCAAAUGGGAAAAAUUGUUUACUCACAUUUAAAGAGAAUUACCAGUACAACAUUAUCGCCUUGCUUUUACGAAAAUUCUUAAAAAAGUAAUACAUCGAGAUGCGUUUAACCUUUUGAUUUUCCAAGCCAAAAAAUUUAUUCAUCGGAAAAU